UCACACUUAAUUGUGAAAGACUUGAUACUUUCCCCUUAAUAGUAGAUGCAAUACAAGAACUUCCAGUCUCAUCAUUUCUCUUCUAACCAGUACACUUAGGCAAGAACCAAAUAAGAGGCAUCCAAACUGGAAAGGAAGAAGUAGAACUUUCUAUUCACAGACAUGAUCUUCUAUGUAGACAGUCUGAUGGAAUCCUCCCCAAAGCUACCAGAAUUGGGAGGCAAUGCUCCAGUGGAGAAGUUGGAGGACUUCAUCAACAAUAUUAACAGUGUCUUGGAGUCCUUAUAUAUUGAGAUAAAGAAAGGAGUCACCGAAGAUGACGGGAGACCCAUUUAUGCGCUGGUGAAUCUUGCAACAACUCCAAUCUCCAAAAUGGCCUCAGAUUUUGCAGAGAAUGAACUGGAUCUGUUUAGAAAGGCUCUGGAACUGAUUAUUGACUCAGAAACUGGCUUUGCCUCUUCCACAAAUAUUUUGAACAUGGUUGAUCAACUUAAAGGCAAGAAAAUGCGGAAGAAGGAAGCUGAGCAGGUGCUGCAGAAGUUCGUGCAGAGCAGAUGGCUGACUGAGAAGGAAGGAGAGUUCACCCUGCACACCCGGGCCAUCCUGGAGAUGGAGCAGCACAUCCGGGAGACGUACCCCGACGCCGUGAAGAUGUGCAACAUCUGCCACAGCCUCCUCAUCCAGGGCCAAAGCUGCGAGACCUGUGGGAUCAGGAUGCACUCACCCUGUGUGGCCAAGUAUUUCAAGUCAAAUGCGGAGCCGCGCUGCCCCAACUGUAACGACUACUGGCCCCACGACAUACCAGAAGUCUUCGACCCUGACAAGGACAGGGAGGCUGGACUCUCCAAGUCGAACAGAAAGUCCUUGCGAUCCAGGCAGCACUAGCUGCGGUGCUGCGCAGGCUGUUCGGAAGAGGCGGCAGUGUUUCACGUUUCGUACGUCACCUCUUGCUGUAUUUCACUUAUUAGCAGGUUUGAAAUAAAACUUACUGAGGAGUCGCUGCAGCCUCGGUCUGUGUUGUGCGCCCGUCCGGGAGGUUUUGCGUCCUGGCCGCUCCCUGCUUCCUGGAGCUCACUGAUAACGGGCCCAGGGUGGGGUCCCAGCAGGUG
Molecule: messenger RNA, 1109 nt
Organism: Molossus molossus (Pallas's mastiff bat)
Lineage: Eukaryota; Metazoa; Chordata; Mammalia; Chiroptera; Molossidae
Gene: NSMCE1
Product: NSE1 homolog, SMC5-SMC6 complex component
Exons: 7
Coding region: 163-885 (240 amino acids)
Biological process (GO): DNA damage tolerance; double-strand break repair via homologous recombination
Cellular component (GO): nucleus; Smc5-Smc6 complex
Molecular function (GO): ubiquitin-protein transferase activity
Source: RefSeq, a predicted model, not a curated record